Molecule: messenger RNA, 1725 nt
Organism: Recurvomyces mirabilis
Lineage: Eukaryota; Fungi; Ascomycota; Dothideomycetes; Mycosphaerellales; Teratosphaeriaceae
Gene: PHO5
Product: acid phosphatase pho5
Exons: 3
Coding region: 1-1725 (574 amino acids)
Biological process (GO): phosphate ion transport; transmembrane transport
Cellular component (GO): membrane
Molecular function (GO): phosphate transmembrane transporter activity
Source: RefSeq, a predicted model, not a curated record
AUGGCCACAAGAACGGUUGGCGGCAACGCUGCCUUCCACAACUUUCACAAUGACUACGCUCAUAUCGCCGACCCCAAUGAGCGCCGUCGUCUCGCGCUCGCUGAGAUCGACAAGGCUCCUUUCGGCUGGUACCACGUCCGCGCCAUCGCUGUGGCCGGUAUUGGUUUCUUCACUGACGCCUACGACAUCUUCGCCAUCGGUAUCGUGACCACUAUGCUGGGGAUAGUCUACUGGCAAAACACCUCCGCCAAGGGCACAAUCCCCGCCCACGCCGACACCGCGAUCAAGGCUGCCACUUCCGGCGGUACUGUUAUCGGCCAGCUUGGUUUCGGUUACCUCGCCGAUGUGGUCGGCCGCAAGAGGAUGUACGGUCUUGAGCUGAUCAUCAUCAUCUUCGCCACUCUCGCCCAGUCUCUCGCUUCGAACUCGAAAUCCAUCACCAUCGUCGGCGUCAUCGUCUUCUGGCGUGUGCUCAUGGGUGUCGGAAUCGGUGGUGACUACCCGCUCUCUUCUGUCAUCACUGCAGAGUUCGCUACCACCAAGUGGCGUGGAGCUAUGAUGGGCUCUGUGUUCGCCAUGCAGGGUAUAGGUCAAUUCGCCGCUGGUAUCAUUGCCCUCAUCGUCACUGUUGGCUUCAAGGAGUCCCUCAUUCACGCCAGCUCCUACGCUACUUGCAGUGGCGUCUGCGGUCUCGCCGUGGACAAGAUGUGGCGUGUAAUCAUCGGUUUCGGUGCAGUUCCCGGCUGCAUUGCCCUCUACUACCGCCUCACCAUCCCCGAGACUCCUCGCUACACCUUCGAUGUCUCCCGCGACGUCGUUAAGGCUGGCUCUGACGUCAAGGCUUACCUCAACGGUACCGCCGAGGGUGUUCCGGAUGAGAUUGCGCGCGUCCAGACCAUGCGUGAGACUGCUCCUCAGCUCGAGAUUCCCAAGGCUUCUUUCCGCGAUUUUGCCCGCCACUACGGCCAGUGGAAGUAUGGCAAGAUCCUUCUCGGGACAGCUUUCUCGUGGUUUACUCUCGAUGUUGCUUUCUACGGUGUCGGCCUCAACAACUCCACCAUCCUUACCAACAUCGGCUACGGCAAGGGCGCCAACGUUUACUUGACUCUCUACAACAUUGCCGUCGGCAACAUCAUCCUCGUGUGCGCUGGUGCCAUUCCAGGUUACUGGGUCACUGUUGCCACCAUUGAUACCAUCGGCCGCAAGCCCAUCCAGUUGGUUGGUUUCGUCAUCCUUACCAUCCUCUUCGCCGUCUGGGGUUUCAUGUACCACCGCCUCGGUGAGUCUGGUCUUUUGGCCAUCUACGUCCUCACCCAGUUCUUCUUCAACUUUGGGCCUAACUCGACCACCUUCAUCGUUCCUGGCGAGUGCUUCCCGACCCGCUACCGCUCCACCUCGCACGGUAUCUCUGCCGCUUCCGGCAAGGUUGGCUCCAUCAUUGCCCAGGUCGCCAUCGGUACGCUCCGUACUCGUGGUGCCACCAAGACCAACGCCAACCCAUGGCUCAACCACGUCAUGCAGAUCUACGCUCUGUUCAUGUUCUUGGGUAUCUUCUCCACCCUGCUCAUCCCAGAGACCAAGCGCCUUACGCUUGAACAAUUGGCUGGCGAAGUUCCCGGCACUCCUCAGUACGACCCUCACAUGAGUGCUAUGCACCGCACUGGCUCCGACCCAUCAGAGCGUGAGGCGCAGAUGAUGGCUGAGAAGAACCACCAGGACGUGUAG